Messenger RNA from Mangifera indica (mango), 1047 nucleotides. RefSeq lists its product as uncharacterized. The record is from RefSeq and is a predicted model, not a curated record. The transcript has a single exon. Bases 237 to 923 code for a protein of 228 amino acids. NCBI's taxonomy places the organism in Eukaryota, Viridiplantae, Streptophyta, Magnoliopsida, Sapindales, Anacardiaceae.
GCUGUAGAUAAACACUACCGGAGUUAAAAGUAAUGUAGCCCGAAGACAGAAAGCUUUUAACUCGUAUAAAUUCAACCAUUCUUUUCUUCCUCCAAUAAAACGGCCUUCUUCUCUCCGCCAAUCACUUGACUCGUUCUUUGCCGCAACAAAUUCAAAACUUCGACCAAUAUACUUUCGCUUUCGUUUCUGUUUCUGAUUUCUGAUUUCAUUCUCUCGCAAGGCAUUCAUAUUGUAUCAUGGCGUCGCUGAGCAUUCGUUGCGGCGGAGGAGGAGCGAUAUGUUCACUGCGUCCCGGCGGAAUCGACCUUCAUUACGCUCCAUCGUCUAUGGUGGCAAUGAUCGGCCGAGGUAAUGAUAAUAAUAAAUACACGAUUCCGGUUUCUAUGUCGUUGACUCGGACGAACAGUUUGAAAACGAAGAGGACGAAUAAAAAACAAGAUGAGACGGUUUCAUGUGAGAAUGUGGUCGACGAGUGGAUGAAAAACUCCGUCACUGAGAUUGUCAAGAACUUACGUGAAGCGCCAUUGUUGGUCCACGUGUUCUCCGAUAACGGUCAUUCUACCAGGUUGAAAACGGAGAAGGCGGUGUCGGAGAACUGGCCGUCGGUGAAAUCGAAAUGGGAGGAAGGAACGAUGCCCCUUCCGGAGGGCGUAAUUUUCGUGGAACAAUUAAAAGAUGACAAAGCGGAAAUAGAAUCAGGCUCCUUGAUCGGAGAGAGUGACAACACGCGCGCCUGGGGGAUUGUGGUGCAAGCAAAAGGGGAGAGCUGUUCGCCAGCUUGUUAUUUGUUGAAAACAAGUCGGGCCGGGCCUUUUGCGGGCUUGGGCUUGUGCUGUACACACUUUUGUUUGAUGAAGGUUAAGAGUUUUAGAGAAACGGCUGAGGCCCAGCUUAGUAAUUGCUGGUUAUUGAAUGGUCAAUAAUAAAAGGGUUAAUUGUAAUGAUCAAUGACUAAAUUUGUAAUUUUGUUGUGGAUCCGAUUAUCCCACAGAGAGACAGAUUGUAUAUAUUCUAAUAUCUUUUCAUAAAAUUGAUUUGUAUUAGUAA